ACUUUGAUACCAUUACGGAUGGGGGGGCAGGGUGGAGGGAAGUGGGAAUUGUUGUUAAUCAACCACUGUGAUGCUCCCACAUAGAGGGCCCAAGCUUACUGGAAGAGCCAGGUCUUUAGACCCUUACAAAAGUUCAGGAAGGUUGAGGCCAAAUUUACAUGGGGGGGCGGCAAGAUGUUCCAGAGGGCAGGUACCAUGGCAGAGAAGGCCCUUCUCGAUCCUGCCAGUUGGAAUAAUCUGGCCAAUGGGGCCCGCAGCAGCCCGGGAUGGGUGGGAUGAGAUGGUUCCUCAAGUAGCCUGGAUCCAUCCCAUGAAGGGUUUUAAAGAUGAUUACCAACAUUCUUAAAAGAGCAGUAAUAAAAUGGGAGCAUAACAGUAACAAAAACUUUGAGGUACUAUUAAAGCAUUUUUCAUUAUGGACUUAUGCAAAGGCCACAAUGUCAUGUGAAGGAUACGUUUAGUACUUGUAUCACAACUGAUAUGUAAAUCACAUCAUUUUUGUCAACAUGCCAUCAUUUACCCCAUUGCAAACACCUGUUCUUGCAAUAUAUCAUUUACAUUUUGUUGUGCAUUUGCACACUUGAAACAUAAGAAAACAGGAAAUUCAAGAUGAGAUGAAAAGUAGGUGGUUUUGCAAAACCAUGCAGUUUCUCCAAAUGAACAUGAAGCAUAGCUACUCUGAGAGCUAAGUUAUUUACAGUAUAGGGCUGAGAGAAAAUAACUGGCCCAUGGUCAUCCAGUUGGCUUUGUGUCCAGAACAGGAUUAGAAUUCAUGGUCUUCAGAUUUCUAGCCUGAUGUCUUAACCACCCUAUUUAGUAUGAUACAAAUGCAGAAAAAAUCCACUUUAAAAAUUAUUUGUAAACCGCAGUCAAGCCAAAAGAAAUUUCAUGUUCUUAUAAUUAUCACAGGAGCAGAGAAUGUCCUGAUUUUUUUUUCCAAGUAAAAAUAAAUGUCCUGCUGAGUAUGAUUAAAACCCAAUUCCUUAUUUACAAGACUGCACUUCCAAAUGAACCAUAACAUCUAAUAUGCCAUCCGACUCUAUCAAUCAUCAGCUUCCUUCCCCAAACUGUCUAACAACGGAGCCUGGAGAAACAGGACUUGCUUCAGCGUCUAAUAAUCCAAUACUAAAAACGGAUUUUACAUCUUCCUUCUUAACGGCGGUUUUCACUGGAAGCUUCCUCCAUUCCCGCAGGGAAAACAGAGGCCAGCUUCCUUCUCCUCCUCUUCUUCUUUCCACUUUGUACGCUGCUUCUCUCACCUGGACACACCUUAUUCACCUGAGGCUGCGCGGAAGCCUCAUUUUCCAAGCCCGCUGCGUCCCGCUCGUUGCCCGCCCUGCCUGUUCCUGAGCGCGCAGGCGCAUUGUGACUCGCCCGGCAACUCUCCUCGGGCUCGGCUUAGCGCUAUCAUGGCGGCAGCAAGCGGAGCGAGCAGGAAGCGAUGGACGAGCUAAGUGUGGCGACUGCAGAGUGAAAUAGCUGCACGGAAAAACUUUCAGGUGUCUUCCCCAAGGCGGAACCUCCCACUUGGUUUCCCUCCAGCUCAGGUCGGCAGCGCCAGUCUGGUGGCGGAGAAACGAAGAAAACAUCUCCAUGCCUGGAUCAGCCGCCGGGCAUUAGAAGGCACGUCUCGCUGCCCUUUGGCCCCGAUCGCCUCGGGAGCGGAGAGCUCGGUGGGACCAUUGCCCAGGCCCUGACACUGAGUGAAGAAAAGGAGGAGUCUCUACUCAAGUUGCUGUGCUGCCUUCAGGGUGCUUUAAAAACUGGACCUGAAAAUCCAGGCUAGAGAGUAUAUUCUGUAUUCCCGGAAGUGAACUUACUAUGGCUAGUGAAGAAAGACAGAGGUCGUCUUCUCCAUCAACAGGGGAUGAUAAAGGCGGAGGAGAAGGUGGUACUGGACAAGGAAAAGAUGGAAGUUCAGCUGAAAAGCAGUCUUUGAAUCCAGGCAUCCCUAUCCGGGGUAUCAGGAUGAAAUUUGCUGUUCUGACAGGAUUGGUGGAAGUUGGGGAAGUAUCCAACAGGGAUAUUGUAGAAACUGUGUUCAAUCUGCUUGUAGGUGGUCAUUUUGAUCUGGAAAUGAAUUUUAUUAUACAAGAAGGAGAAGGUAUUACAUGCAUGUUGGACUUGUUGGAUAAGUGUGAUGUCACUUGCCAAGCAGAGAUAUGGAGCAUGUUUACAGCUAUCCUGAAAAAAAGUAUACGAAAUCUGCAGAUUUGCACAGAAGUAGGUCUUAUUGAGCAUGUGCUUCAGAGGAUUGAUAAAGCUGACAACAUGAUUGCAGAUCUUUUAGUUGAUAUGCUUGGCAUAUUAGCAAGCUACAGUGUGACAGUUCGGGAAUUAAAGCUAUACUUUAGCAAACUUCAAGGAGACAAAGGGAAAUGGCCUCUGUAUGCUGGAAAGCUACUGUCUGUAUUAAAAUAUAUGCCCCAUAAAUAUGGGCCUGAUGCCUUCUUCAAUUUCCCAGGAAAAAGUGCUGCAGCUAUUGCCUUACCUCCUAUAGCAAAGUGGCCAUACCAGAAUGGAUUUACCUUUCAUACUUGGUUAAGAAUGGAUCCUGUAAAUAAUAUUAAUGUAGACAAAGAUAAGCCUUACUUAUAUUGUUUUAGAACAAGUAAAGGGCUUGGUUAUUCUGCUCAUUUUGUGGGAGGCUGUUUGGUUGUGACAUCAAUUAAAUCAAAAGGAAAAGGUUUCCAGCACUGUGUGAAAUUUGAUUUCAAGCCACAAAAGUGGUACAUGGUUACUAUUGUUCAUAUCUAUAAUCGUUGGAAGAACAGUGAACUCAGAUGUUACGUGAAUGGAGAACUAGCAUCAUAUGGAGAGAUAACAUGGUUUGUCAAUGCCAGUGAUACAUUUGACAAAUGUUUCCUGGGCUCUUCAGAAACAGCAGAUGCCAAUCGAGUAUUUUGUGGCCAGAUGACAGCUGUUUAUCUUUUCAGUGAAGCUCUCAAUGCUGCCCAGAUCUUUGCGAUUUAUCAACUUGGUCUGGGAUACAAAGGAGCUUUUAAGUUCAAAGGAGAAAGUGAUCUGUUCCUAGCUGAUCAUCAUAAACAAUUAUUAUAUGAUGGGAAACUGUCUAAUGCUAUUUCCUUUACAUACAACCCAAGGGCUACAGAUGCACAGCUCUGCCUAGAAUCAUCACCCAAGGACAAUCCUUCUAUCUUUGUACAUUCACCACAUGCCCUCAUGCUACAGGAUGUGAAAGCAGUCAUAACCCAUUCUAUCCAAAGUGCAAUGCAUUCUAUUGGAGGAGUGCAGGUAUUAUUUCCUCUGUUUGCACAGUUGGACUAUAGGCAAUAUUCCUUGGAUCAGCCUGACACAACUCUUUGUUCUAUUUUACUGGCUUUCAUUAUGGAAUUGCUGAAGAACUCAGUCGCUAUGCAAGAACAAAUGCUUUCUUGUAAGGGCUUCCUUGUAAUAGGAUACAGUCUUGAAAAGUCUUCCAAAGCACACAUUAACAGAACUGUCUUAGACCUUUGCCUUGCCUUUGCUAAAUAUUUGAGCAAUUUGCAUAAUGGAGCCCCCUUGCUGAAGCAGCUCUGUGAUCAUAUUCUACUUAAUCCUGUAAUAUGGAUUCAUACUCCAACCAAGGUUCAAUUGAUGUUGUACACUUACUUGUCUACUGAGUUCAUUGGCAUAGCAAAUAUAUAUAAUGCAAUUAGACGAGUUGGUACAGUUCUAUUGGCAAUGCAUACCUUGAAGUAUUACUAUUGGGUAGUUAAUCCUCAAGACCGUAGUGGAAUUACUCCCAAAGGUUUAGAUGGACCUCGGCCUAAUCAGAAAGAAAUUCUUUCUCUGCGAGCCUGUUUACUGAUGUUUAUUAAGCAGUUGGUGACAAAGGACUAUGGAGUGAAAGAAGAUGAACUCCAGGGCAUUCUGAAUUAUCUUCUUACCAUUCAUGAGGAUGAAAAUUUAAUGGAUGUUUUGCAAUUGCUUGUUGCUCUCAUGUCUGAGCACCCCAGUUCUAUGAUUCCUGCUUUUGAUCAGAGGAAUGGAUUGCGUGUUAUCUACAAGCUUCUUGCUUCCAAAAGUGAAGGGAUCAGAGUACAAGCACUGAAGGUGAUGGGCUACUUUUUAAAGCAUCUGGCACCCAAGAGGAAAGCAGAAAUUAUGCUUGGACAUGGACUGUUUUCUCUUCUGACUGAGAGGCUUACGCUUCAAACAAACUUAAUUUCUAUGACUACCUACAAUGUACUUUUUGAGAUACUUAUUGAGCAGAUUUGUACACAAGUGAUGCAUAAACAGCAUCCUGACCCAGAUUCAACAGUGAAAAUACAAAAUCCCCAGUUUCUGAAAGUUAUUGCUGUUUUGCUGCGUAAUUCUCCUCCAUGCUCAGAAACCAUGGAAGUCCACCGAGUCUUCCUAUCAGACAUGAUUAAGCUUUUUAAUAGCAGCAGGGAAAAUAGGAGGAGUUUACUACAGUGUUCUGUAUGGCAGGAAUGGAUGCUUUCCCUUUGCUAUUUUAAUCCCCAAAGCUCUGAUGAACAGAAGAUAACAGAAAUGGUGUAUGCCAUUUUUAGAAUACUACUUUAUCAUGCAAUCAAGUAUGAAUGGGGUGGCUGGCGUGUUUGGGUGGAUACUCUAGCAAUUACACAUUCAAAGGUAACUUUUGAAAUACAUAAACAGAACCUUUCUCGGAUGUUCAGGGAAUAUGAAGAGAAAGGAGACGAAUGCUGCACUGCUGGUCCAUCAUCCAUUAUUAGAACAAUUUCAGGUAUUAGUAAAGAAACUGAAGUUACAGAGAAGCUCCAUCAACUUGAAAAAAAAGAAGCUGACACUUCUUCAGUUGAUACUGACAACAGAAGCAUGAACAAUAGUGUUUUGAAAGAUGAAAGUAGAUUAUCUGAUUUUGAAGAACCCAGUAAUUCAGAAACAAACAAAGAAAAAACCAAAACAGAAAAUAUUCAGAGACCUCUUGAUUUAAAUGGAGCACCUAGUUUAGAUCUUCCCCUACAAGCCAAAAUUACAAAACAGAGCUCAGACUGUACUGCUGAAAUUACUGGAAUAAACCAUGAAGAAAAAGAAAUAUGUACCACUGAUUCACAAUCAUCUUUAGAAAAUGUUGAAACACUAGAAAAUCCAGAAAUGUUAGAAAAUGUAACACCAGAAGUAUAUGUGGAGGAGGAUGAAGAUUUUGUUGAUUUAAAAAACGAGACUAAUCUGGCACUUACAUCAGAACAAUGUGUUCCAAAAUCCAUUGAGGAUCAUGAUUUGUGCGAUAGCCAGGUAACCUCAGUUAUACAGCAGUGCACUGCUUCUUCAAAAGAACCUGUUUCAAUAGAAGUAGUUCCUGAAACUGUUGAAGGAUCAGUGGAAACAGAACAGCAGGAUGGCUUGCCAGAAAUCAGUUGUCCUGAAGUAAACAGAGCUCAGUCAACUUCAGACAAUGAGAAUAACAUUGAUGACAAAAAUACUAAUCAACCCCAAACCAAGACAGUUGUAGAUAGCACACAACCACAGACUUCAGAAGCUAUAAUUGCUUCAGAUAAGAAAAUUGCCAGACUUGAUGUUUCCAGCAUUGCAUCAGAUACUGAAAGAUUAGAAUUAAAACCCCAUGCAAAUCCAGAAGUAAAUCAACCUCCUAGAGCCAUUACUAAGAAAUACCUUCCAAUGGAUAAUCAUCAAGUUACAUCACAGUUCCUCAAAGGAGGAAAAUCACAGGCAGCAGCAAUAUAUGCACCCUAUGUGACAUCUAGGCAGUAUGAUUCAUCAGAUCAAAAUGUAGUAACUCCUGCAGAUGGACAGAGGAAGGAUUCUAGAUCUACCAUGUUCCGUAUUCCUGAAUUUCGAUGGUCUCAAAUGCAUCAGCGCUUGCUUACAGAUCUCCUCUUUUCAAUAGAAACAGAUGUACAGAUGUGGAGAAGUCAUUCUACCAAGACUGUGAUGGACUUCGUGAACAGCAGUGAUAAUGUCAUCUUUGUACAUAACACGAUUCAUCUUGUCUCUCAAGUGAUGGACAAUAUGAUUAUGGCUUGUGGUGGCAUAUUACCUUUGCUUUCAGCUGCUACAUCUGCUACGCAUGAAUUGGAAAGCAUUGAGCCAACUCAAGGAUUAUCAGUGGAAGCUUCCAUAGCAUUCCUUCAAAGAUUAAUUAGCCUUGUGGAUGUACUGAUCUUUGCAAGUUCUCUUGGAUUUACUGAAAUUGAGUCAGAGAAAAAUAUGUCAUCUGGUGGAAUUUUAAGGCAAUGUCUUCGACUUGUUUGUGCGGUAGCCGUCAGAAAUUGUUUGGAAUGUCAGCAACAGCAUAAGUUAAUGAAGCUUAGUGGAGAAAAUGUUAAACAUCGGAAAACAAUGCAAAGCCUUAUAGCCUCAGGAAGAAUUGGAGCAAAGAGUCCAGUUGAUAUUGUAACUGGAGGGAUUUCUCCAAUAAGAGACAUUGACAGACUUCUACAGGAUAUGGAUAUUAAUCGGCUCCGUGCAGUGGUAUUCAGAGAUAUAGAGGACAGUAAGCAAGCACAGUUCUUGGCUUUGGCUGUAGUGUAUUUUAUCUCUGUACUCAUGGUAUCAAAAUACAGAGAUAUCUUGGAACCUCAAGAUGAACGGAGGCAAUUUCAACCUACUCAGUCACCCAAAAUAGAUAAGGAAGAACAAUCUGAAGCUAUUACCAUUUUAAGUCAGGAACCUGCCAAGGAGUCAGAAAGUGUGGUGUCUCCACAAAGAACGGAUUCGGGAAUUCAGGAGAAAGCACAUUGUGGAUCAGGACACAAUUCUGAGAAGGUUACUGAAUCAGAAAAACAGAAUAUAAGUACAGGUCCAGAUGCAAUAAGUGAAAUAUUAUGUACUCUUUCUUCAGAAGUUAAUAAAUCUCAAGAAAGUAAAAAUGAAGUACAUAAUGAGGUAGAUGGUAAAACUGCAUCCUCUAUGCAAACUGCAAAAAAUGUCAAUGUAAAAGACAUCCUAAGAAGUUUGGUCAGUGCUCCUGCAGAUGGGGCCAUGGUGGACCCUGCUGUUCUUCCACCUGUUUUUCUUGGAGUCCUUGGUGAUGGUGCCUCUGCACAACCAAUACAAUUUCAAUCUUUUGACAGGAGUGUGGUUGUGGCCCCAAAGAAGUCAGUGAGUUCAUCUUCAGCCACAAUUAACGUGCCUACAAAUGCUGUUAGUGUGGUUUCUUCUUUGGAUUCUUCUCAAGCCCCAGAUGUAAAUGGAAGCUCUCCAAGUAAUGGAUCAUCAGAUUCAAGAUUACCAUCUGUUCCUACACUUUCUUCUGUGCCUGAGGAUUCUGCUUCAAACAUGAGUAUUUCAGAGAGGCUUGAGCAUGCUUUGGAAAAAGCUGCCCCUCUUCUGAGGGAGAUAUUUGUGGACUUUGCUCCUUUUCUUUCGCGUACCCUCUUGGGUAGUCACGGUCAAGAACUACUGAUAGAAGGUACAAGUCUUGUAUGUAUGAAAUCUAGCAGUUCAGUUGUGGAAUUGGUCAUGCUGCUUUGUUCUCAGGAAUGGCAGAACUCAAUACAGAAGAAUGCAGGCCUAGCUUUCAUUGAACUUGUCAAUGAAGGAAGGUUGCUAAGUCAAACAAUGAAGGAUCAUUUAGUGAGGGUAGCAAAUGAAGCAGAUUUUAUCUUGAGUAGGCAGAGAGCGGAAGAUAUUCACAGGCAUGCUGAAUUUGAGUCAUUGUGUGCCCAGUAUUCUGCAGAAAAACGUGAAGAUGAAAAGAUGUGUGAUCAUUUGAUAAGGGCAGCCAAAUAUCGUGAUCAUGUGACAGCAACUCAACUGAUACAGAAAAUCAUCAAUAUACUGAUGGACAAGCAUGGAGCCUGGGGCAAUUCUCCACCAAGUCGUCCUCGUGAGUUCUGGCGCCUUGACUACUGGGAAGAUGACUUGCGGCGCCGGCGACAAUUUGUGUGUAACCCCCUUGGAUCGACACAUCCUGAAGCGACCUUAAAAGCUGCCAUAGACCACGCUCCAGAUGAAGAUAUACUUGUUAAAGGAAAGCAGUCUAUCAGGAAUCAGGCUUUAGGAAAUCAGAAUUCAGAAAGCGAGAUUCUCCUGGAAGUCGAUGAUGAUAAUUUGUCAUCCAUGGAGGAGAAAGAACUUGAGAAUUUAACUGGUCCUGUUAGUAUGUGUACACCAGCUCAGCUCGUGGCCCCUUGUGUAAUAGUGAAAGGCACUCUGUCCAUCACCACCUCUGAAGUGUAUUUUGAGGUAGAUGAAGAAGAGCCCAGUUUUAAGAAAAUUGAUCCCAAGAUACUUGCAUAUACGGAUGGACUGCAUGGGAAAUGGCUGUUUUCAGAGAUUCGAUCAGUAUUUUCUCGACGCUAUCUAUUGCAGAAUACAGCAUUGGAAAUCUUUAUGGCUAACAGAGUUGCUGUCAUGUUCAACUUUCCGGAUCCUGCAACUGUAAAAAAAGUAAUCAAUUGUUUACCUCGUGUUGGAAUUGGAACUAGUUUCGGUUUGCCUCAAACCAGACGUAUUUCUAUGGCCACUCCACGUCAAAUCUUUAAAGCUUCAAAUAUGACUCAGCGAUGGCAACAUAGAGAGAUUUCAAACUUUGAAUAUCUUAUGUUUCUUAAUACCAUUGCAGGGCGUACAUACAAUGAUUUAAACCAGUAUCCAGUAUUUCCUUGGGUGAUCACUAACUAUGAAUCAGAAGAGUUGGACCUUACACUUCCAAGUAAUUUCCGAGAUUUGUCAAAGCCUAUUGGUGCUCUUAAUCCCAAACGAGCUGCAUUCUUUGCCGAACGCUAUGAAACAUGGGAAGAUGAUCAAGUUCCAAAGUUUCAUUAUGGCACUCAUUAUUCAACAGCCAGUUUUGCACUCACUUGGUUGUUAAGAAUUGAGCCUUUUACAACAUUUUUCCUAAACUUGCAAGGUGGGAAGUUUGAUCAUGCAGAUAGAGCUUUCUCAUCAGUUUCAAGGGCAUGGCGCAAUUGUCAACGUGACACAUCUGAUAUCAAGGAGCUUGUUCCUGAAUUUUAUUAUCUACCUGAGAUGUUUGUCAAUUUCAAUAAUUACAAUCUUGGAGUGAUGGAUGAUGGAACAGUGGUCUCUGAUGUUGAACUUCCACCAUGGGCCAAAACCCCAGAAGAAUUUGUUCGCAUAAAUAGACUGGCUUUGGAAAGUGAAUUUGUUUCCUGUCAACUGCACCAGUGGAUUGAUUUGAUUUUUGGCUAUAAGCAGCAAGGGCCGGAAGCUGUCAGAUCUCUAAAUGUUUUCUACUAUCUAACCUAUGAAGGAGCUGUCAAUCUCAAUUCAAUAAUGGAUCCAAUGUUGAGAGAGGCAGUGGAAGCUCAGAUCCGAAGUUUUGGACAGACUCCUUCCCAAGUGCUUAUAGAACCACAUCCUCCAAGAAGUUCUGCUAUGCAGCUGUAUCUCCUUCUCCAGAGUCCAUUGAUGUUCACAGACCAAGCACAACAGGAUGUCAUCAUGGUCCUAAAAUUUCCAUCCAACUCUCCUGUAACACAUGUAGUAGCCAACACUCAGCCUGGUUUGACAAAUCCUGCUGUGAUUACUGUCACUGUCAACCGACUGUUUGCUGUGAAUAAGUGGCACAAUCUUCCUGCUCGUCAAGGUGCUGUACAGGACCAGCCAUACCAGCUGCCAGUGGAAAUCGAUCCUCUCAUAGCUAGCAAUACAGGUAUGCACAGAAGGCAAAUCACAGAUCUUCUGGACCAAAGUAUUCAAGUCCAUUCCCAGUGCUUUGUUAUCACUUCAGAUAAUCGCUAUAUCCUGGUCUGUGGAUUUUGGGAUAAAAGUUUUCGGGUGUAUUCUACUGAUACAGGAAAACUAAUGCAAGUUGUGUUUGGACAUUGGGAUGUUGUUACUUGCCUUGGCCGCUCUGAAUCUUAUAUUGGAGGAAACUGUUAUAUUCUAUCCGGGUCUCGUGAUGCAACACUGCUGCUAUGGUACUGGAAUGGUAAAACCAAUAGCAUUGGUGAUAACACAAAUGGUGAAACUGCUGCUCCUCGGGCAGUCUUGACUGGACAUGAUUAUGAGAUUACCUGUGCAGCAAUUUGUGCUGAACUUGGUGUAGUGAUAAGUGGUUCUAAAGAAGGACCAUGUCUCAUACAUUCUAUGAAUGGUGAUCUACUGAGGACAUUAGAAGCUCCUGAAAACUGUGUGAAAGCAAAACUUAUCCAAGCAUCAAGGGAGGGUCAUUGUGUUAUAUACUAUGACAAUGGUCAUUUUUGUGUAUUCAGCGUGAAUGGAAAACUCCACUCCACUAUGGAAACAGAUGAUAAUAUCAGGGCAAUCCAGCUGAGCCGUGAUGGGCAGUAUCUCCUCACAGGAGGAGACAAUGGAGUUGUUAUGGUUUGGCAAGUGUAUGACUUCAAGCAGCUUUUUGCCUAUCCUGGUUGUGAUGCUGGAAUCCGAUCCAUGACUCUUUCAUAUGACCAAAGGUGUAUAAUGACAGGCAUGGCUUCUGGCAGCAUAGUAGUUUUCUACAAUGAUUUCAACAGGUGGCAUCAUGAAUACCAAACCAGAUACUGAAAUUUGAAUUAAACUGAUGUGGCUGUGCAGCUCUUCUCAUAUGGAGACUUCAAACAUACACAUCUCUCUUUACUAUCUUGUCUAUUCUAGAUCUUAUAAAUAGUUAAUAUAUCUGAAUGUAACUUAAAUUUGCUGGGAGAUGCUAUUUUUUGAAGUUAAUUGCUAUUUUUGUAGACUUUGCUUGACUUUUUGGGAUGGGGAAAAACAGAAGAUGAUUGUUGGGGAUUCUGUAGCUUAUAAAGAAAAUCUAUAUUUUUUAGUCAUAGUAAAUCUAUUUUGAUCAUUAUACUGGGGGGGGGAGACUGUAAUAGGAUGGCUAUAAUUCUUGUAUUAGCUAUAUUAUGAAACAUGUUUCUCAUGUAAAUCUUUAUAAUCUUAUGGAAUAUUUGAUUUUAACAAUGGAAAUUGUUAUAACAAAGGAAGUUGGUUAUAAUACCAGCGAUCAGUUAUAAUACUGACAUUUUAAACUCUGCUUAUCCCUCCCUUCCCUUUUGUCUUGUACUUUUACAGUGAUAGCGAACUUGAAGCACUGACUUUUCUGAAAAUCAAGAAUAUUUAAAUUAUGUAAUGUAAUUUUGUUUUCACAUGAUCGUGAAAUCAAGCGUGAUUCUAGAUUUAGGUGAUUAAUAUACCUUUUAAAUUAUUAAUUUGUUAUUUUGUUGUGUGGUUAAGAGAGAAAUAAUCAUAAGCAGAAUUUAUACAUCAAGCAUAUUUUUCUUAUCCUUUCAUCAGUCCCAUUGUUCUUCCAAAUUAAAUCUAUUUUGAGGAUUUUGGAAGUAUUCUAUUGUCUACUAUACUUUUGGAAACUAUGUGUGGAUCCAAAAAAACACUUGUGCUGAAGAUCUGCAAUUUUUCUUUAGCACCUAACAUGGAAAAAGCUAUUGUGUCUCUACAACACAACUAGUGAGAACUGUAUAGCACAAGCCUUAUAUUGAUCUUAAAAUCAAGACAUGUUCCCAUCAAAUCUGAUUCAAUCAUGCUGACAAUGUCUUCAAGUUCUUGGGAAACUAAAUAAAAUUUAUUAUGAACAAUGUUA
Crotalus tigris (Tiger rattlesnake) is the source of this 11458-nucleotide messenger RNA. RefSeq names its product LPS responsive beige-like anchor protein (gene LRBA). Gene Ontology annotation, molecular function: protein kinase binding. The coding region runs from base 1822 to 10422 and encodes 2866 amino acids. Lineage: Eukaryota; Metazoa; Chordata; Lepidosauria; Squamata; Viperidae. The transcript is spliced from 58 exons. Gene Ontology annotation, biological process: intracellular protein localization. Gene Ontology annotation, cellular component: membrane; cytosol. The record is from RefSeq and is a predicted model, not a curated record.